AUGGAGUCCAUGCUGAAUAAAUUGAAGAGUACCGUUACAAAGGUAACGGCUGAUGUCACCAGUGCAGUCAUGGGAAAUCCUGUUACCAGGGAAUUUGAUGUUGGCCGACAUAUUGCCAGUGGUGGUAAUGGUCUUGCCUGGAAGAUAUUUAAUGGAACUAAAAAAUCGACAAAACAGGAAGUGGCUGUUUUCGUCUUCGAUAAGAAGCUAAUAGACAAGUAUCAAAAAUUUGAAAAGGAUCAGAUUAUUGAUUCUUUAAAACGAGGUGUUCAACAACUAACCAGGCUUCGACACCCUCGACUACUUACUGUUCAACAUCCGUUGGAAGAAUCCAGGGAUUGCUUGGCAUUUUGUACAGAACCAGUCUUUGCAAGUUUAGCUAAUGUUCUUGGCAGCUGGGACAACCUACCUUCUCCUUUACCAUCUGACAUUAAAGAAUACAAACUUUAUGAUGUGGAGACCAAAUAUGGUUUGCUUCAGGUUUCUGAAGGCUUGUCAUUUUUGCAUAGCAGUGUGAAAAUGGUCCAUGGAAAUAUUACUCCUGAAAAUAUAAUUUUGAAUAAGAGCGGGGCAUGGAAAAUUAUGGGCUUUGACUUUUGUAUCCAGUCAACAAAUCCAUCUGAACAGGAGCCAAAGUUCGCUUGUAAGGAAUGGGAUCCAAACUUGCCAUCCUUGUGUCUUCCAAAUCCUGAAUAUUUGGCACCAGAAUAUAUUCUCUCUGUGAGCUGUGAGACAGCCAGUGAUAUGUACUCUCUAGGAGCCGUUAUGUAUGCAGUGUUUAAUAAAGGGAAGCCAAUUUUUGAGGUCAACAAGCAGGAUAUUUAUAAAAGCUUUAGCAGACAGCUGGAUCAGCUGAGCCGUUUAAGCUCCAGUACUCUUCAGAGUAUACCAGAGGAGGUGCGUGAACAUGUGAAGCUACUCUUAAAUGUAGCUCCAGCAGUCAGACCAGACGCAGAUCAAAUGACCAAGAUACCAUUCUUCGAUGAUGUAGGAGCAAUGACGCUUCAGUAUUUUGAUUCAUUAUUUCAAAGGGAUAACCUUCAGAAAUCACAGUUUUUUAAAGGGCUACCAAAGGUUCUGCCAAAACUACCUAAGCGUGUUAUAAUUCAGCGAAUUUUGCCUUGUUUGACUUCUGAAUUUGUGAAUCCUGAUAUGGUACCCUUUGUCUUGCCUAAUGUUCUCCUAAUUGCUGAGGAAUGCACCAAAGAAGAAUAUAUCAAGCUCAUUCUACCUGAUCUCGGUCCUGUUUUUAAGCAGCAAGAACCAAUCCAGAUCUUGUUGAUCUUCCUGCAAAAAAUGGACUUGCUUCUAACCAAAACUCCCCCGGAUGAAAUAAAGAACAGUGUUCUGCCAAUGGUUUAUAGAGCCUUGGAAGCACCUUCAAUUCAGAUCCAGGAGCUUUGCCUAAACAUAAUUCCCACGUUUGCCAAUUUAAUAGAUUACCCAUCAAUGAAAAAUUCAUUAAUUCCAAGAAUUAAAAAUGCAUGUUUGCAAACUUCUUCUCUUGCUGUCCGGGUGAACUCACUAGUGUGCUUAGGCAAGAUUUUGGAGUACUUGGAUAAAUGGUUUGUGCUUGAUGAUAUUUUACCUUUUCUACAACAAAUUCCAUCCAGGGAACCUGCAGUGCUAAUGGGAAUUUUAGGUAUUUACAAAUGCACGUUUACUCAUAAGAAGUUGGGAAUUACCAAAGAACAGCUUGCGGGAAAAGUAUUGCCCCAUCUGAUUCCUCUUAGUAUUGAGAACAAUCUUAAUCUCAAUCAGUUCAAUUCUUUUAUUUGUGUUAUAAAAGAUAUGCUUAGUAGAUUGGAGGCAGAGCAUAAAACAAAACUUGAGCAACUUCAUGUCAUGCAAGAGCAACAGAAAUCUUUGGAUAUAGCUAACCAGAUGAGUGUGUCUGAAGAGGCAAGAUCUAGUAGUACAAGUAAUCAGAUUGACAAGGUAUUUAACUCUAGUGGAACUGACCUUCUAACUAGUGGAUCUGACAGUAAAGAGAAUGAGAUGUCAUCAAAACAGAAAAAGGCAUCACUUACACUAGAAGAGAAGCAAAAGUUAGCUAAAGAACAAGAACAGGCACAGAAACUGAAAAGCCAGCAACCGCUUAAGCCACAAGCAACUGCAGUAACACCUCCAGUGAAGCAGACAAGAGACUUGACGGAUACCUUGAUAGAUAAUAUGUCAUCUUUGACUAGCCAUUCUAUCAACAAAGCUAAAGUUGCAUCUUCAACCAGCUUCUCUGCUGUCCCUUCUAUGGUUGUUGGAAUGGGAUUUUCAUCACCUAUUGACAACACAAAGAGAAAUGUAACAAACGGACUAAAUACGAAUAUGGGUUUUCAGACUGCUGGAUUCGGUAUGGGAGCUGGUCCCACCACUCAGAAUUUCUUCAGUGGUCCAAGUGCAUCAGCAACAACAAAGAUGAGCAUUGUACCAACUGCCAAUAUGCCAAAUUACAGUCCUAUGAAUGCUGCAUCUGCAGUCUCUCCACUGACACAGCAAAACAAACCCCCAGAUAUGUCUGCUUUAGAUAAUCUUUUUGGUCCUCAAAAACCCAAAGUUAGUAUGAAACAGUUGGCUCAACAGAAAUCAAGCCAGUGGGUUAAUCAGUUUGUACCCCCGCAAGGGUCUCCAGGCACGAGCAGUUCAGUCUUGGCACCUCAGAUGAACAUGAUUGGACAACACAGCUUUGGUAUACAGGGUAAUCCUUUCUUUGCUCCUCAGAACUUUGCACAACCAGCAAACACAAUGACAAACAGCAGCUCAGCUAGUAAUGACUUAAAAGAUCUUUUUGGGUAAAAUGUCUUGUUUUCUUCUUUCAAAGAUCGAUGAAAUUUGGAUCAUGGAUAAGCUGAUUAACAUCUUUUUUUGCUUAGUAAAAGCGUGACUGGGGGAAACUUCCAACCCAGCAAGGUAAACACUUUUGUACUGGAAUAAAGAUGUGAUUUUGGCAGAAGACAUGGUACUGCAGUCGAAUUGUGUAAGUGCAAAGUCAUCUUACAUGCUAAAGAUUUCCUGUCUCUUUACUGAACAU
Molecule: messenger RNA, 3025 nt
Organism: Opisthocomus hoazin
Lineage: Eukaryota; Metazoa; Chordata; Aves; Opisthocomiformes; Opisthocomidae
Source: RefSeq, a predicted model, not a curated record